AUGCUGGAUUUAAAAUGCGACACAUUGCUCAUGACCUGUGUCAUCGUCGCAGAAAUCAUCCUCGCUUCUUUCGUGACUUCGUCGUCCUCUUCAAAUAUCCAUCCCAGUGAGAUCCCACUUGCUUUCGAGGGAUCUGAGGGUCUUGAACACUCGACAACGACUGCAAGUGGCUUCAUUCAAGCACGGAAUUUUUCGCUUGAAGAUCCUCAAGCUGGUGAAGAUGCAGUCGGCAGCUCAGAAAAAGCCACGAAUGCAUCCUUCCGGUCGAUCUUGAAAGGGUCUCUUGGAAACAAGGCUUCGACGACACGCCGAGGAGAGCAGCCGAACUUCGUUUCCACGUCGCCAGAGAAAAAUCGCUCUCGAGAGAGUCCGGAAAUGAACGUGGCCCUCGCAAAAUAUUCUCCACCGGAAGUAGACCUUGUCCGGAAUUCCAACGGGCACUCGGGCAAAGUUCAAGAUGGCCGAGUUGGGAAUUCGCGGCAAGUGGGAAACCGUGUCGACGACGACACUGGCCUCGUUGAAGGUAAUAAAAAACGGGAAUAUCCCGGGUUGCCGACGACGACGCAGGAUAAGGAAAAAUACCCCGGGUUGCUGAACCGCGUUCAGGAACAGGAUCAGCAGAAAGCGGUCAACGUCUCGCUUUACCACGCCUACGGCAAUAACAAGUCCCUGAGUGGGUUCGGGUUCCCCGCGGGACCCGGACAAAAUCAAUCUUCCUCUCAGUUGACGUUAACUGGGCGGGAUUCCGAGGCAAAAACUCGGGGGCCGCUCAUUUUCAGGGAUGGUUCCACAGCAGCCCAAGAAAAUCAACUGCAACAACAUGGACAGCGAGAGGAACCAGAUGGGGUUGCGGAGCAAAACGGGUCAUGUCCGGUUCGCUGGACGUUCCACGAAGGCAAAUGUUACAAAAUCUUCUUCAGUCUCCAUAAGGACAAUGCGAUGACAUUGUUGACCUGGUCGGAGGCGCGGAAAAUGUGCGGGUCGAUGCCAUCAUUGAACUUGAAUUCAACAGCCACUGUGUCUGCUGCAAACUGGAGCCACGCUGAUUCUGAUUUAGCUGUCUUUGAAGACCUUGUUGCUGCCUCUCGUGUCUUCAGGCCAUCAGAAUUNUAUCCCGGGUUGCCGACGACGACGCAGGAUAAGGAAAAAUACCCCGGGUUGCUGAACCGCGUUCAGGAACAGGAUCAGCAGAAAGCGGUCAACGUCUCGCUUUACCACGCCUACGGCAAUAACAAGUCCCUGAGUGGGUUCGGGUUCCCCGAGGGACCCGGACAAAAUCAAUCUUCCUCUCAGUUGACGUUAACUGGGCGGGAUUCCGAGGCAAAAACUCGGGGGCCGCUCAUUUUCAGGGAUGGUUCCACAGCAGCCCAAGAAAAUCAACUGCAACAACAUGGACAGCGAGAGGAACCAGAUGGGGUUGCGGAGCAAAACGGGUCAUGUCCGGUUCGCUGGACGUUCCACGAAGGCAAAUGUUACAAAAUCUUCUUCAGUCUCCAUAAGGACAAUGCGAUGACAUUGUUGACCUGGUCGGAGGCGCGGAAAAUGUGCGGGUCGAUGCCAUCAUCGAACUUGAAUUCUACAGCCACUGUGUCUGCCAACUGGAGCCACGCUGAUUCUGAUUUAGCUGUCUUUGAAGACCUGGCUGCAGCCUCUCGUGUCUUCAGGUACCUCUGGGUUGACGGGAAGCCCGAGUCAGAGCGGUCGGUUCCUUGGCGAUUCGGGGAACCGCUGUUAACGCGGGACAGCGUCGUCGUCGUCGUCAGGGAUGCCCCAGUAAACAGCAGCAGCAGCAGCAGCAGAAUGAACAGCCCACAGCGUGCUAAAAAUCAGCGAACCGGUCACCGUGCCAAAAGAGCGUGUGCCGCGAUGGGGCCGGAGUUUUCCGACACUUCCGCCCUGUCCGUCGCGUCCGCCAAAUGCGAGUCCCUCAAGGGGUUCGUGUGCCAAGUUCGAGCCGGGCUUUGGAGACCAGGCUUCAUCGAUCAACGACUCGAAGAUCGAUGUGAAAAACAAGGGAAACCGGGUUGGCAUUUUUAUUCGGGAACUUGCUACGGAUUUUUCGGCCUGGGACGACAUCAAAUGUCGGAGAACGUCGUUGACGUCGGACGUGUCAAGACUGAUGUUGUCGGCGAAUUGAACGACGACGAACAACUUCCGUGGGAUUUAGCACAAGCAAAGUGCCGGGACUUUGGAUCUGAACUCGUCGUGAUUAUGGAUGAAAACACCAAUGAAUUCUUGUUGCACCGCGGACAGGUGUGCAUCAUCAUGAAGUUGGAGAAAGCUUUCUUUGUUGCUGUCAUCGUAAUCUUGGGGGUCGUGGUUUUCACGGGAAAUACUUCGGGAUCCGAAAGAAGCUCUGCAUUGUUGCCGAAACACACGAAUGUGUUGGACCUGAGGCCGUUCAAAAGACAACUGACAUUAGUGAGGAACUCCGACGAACAAAAGGAGAAAAGAGCCACCAGGCUGUUGUCAAUGCCAUUCUUGUUUUCAAGAGGAUUGGCAACACUGGGACAACUCGUCAGAGGCGCCGUUGGCAACUUGAAAAUGCCUGUGCAACUCGAAGGCCCAGCUUCGGGAAUCCGCGACGCAGUCGCAGGAAUAACGGAUAGAUCUUCAUCGGCGAGUUCAAUGCAAGUCCGCCGCGUAGAACGAAUGGAAGCUCAUCCAAAAUACAAUCCUGUUAAUGCUUUGAACGACUUGGGAAUCAUUCUUUUGGAAACUGACUUCGACUUCAACUCAUUUGUGCAACAUAUUCCUCUACCGAAAGAAACCACGAUUGUCAAACCUGACUCUGACUGCAUCGUUUCCGGCUGGGGAUCGACGGACCCCUACGGGAUCGAAGACGCCUCCCGCCUCCAAUACGCCAAACUGAAAAUCGUGCCGGACUCCCGAUGCCAAGAGAGACUCACUGUGUUCCGUCGCGUCUACGGACAAUCCUUCAGCAAGGACCUGCACCUUUGCGCUGCCGUGGAAUCUGGACUGGCCAAUGCCUGCUUCGGCGACUCUGGCGGCCCCUUCGUGUGUCCCACUCGCCGGAAUGCGACCUUCCUGGCCGGGGUCGUUUCGUGGGGACCCGAGGUCUGCGGGUCAUCGGUCAUACCCGUGGUCUUCACGGACGUGAGGGCGUACUUGCCGUGGAUAUUGGCAGCAUUGUUCACAAACGUCGACCGUUUCUACAUCGGACUUCGUCGCUUUCCAACAUCAGCAACAACAACAACCACAAACUCAAGUACAGGAAUCCGAAACCAGGAAUUCGGCUGGGGUCUGCAAACAACAAACUUUACAGCUUGGGCAGACGGCGAACCCAACGACCACGGAGCUCAGGAAAGCUGUGCCACGCUUCGACUCUCUGAUGGACACUGGAAUGACGAGAAUUGCGGAGUAGCUGCUCCAUUUGUAUGCCAGGCGUCGGUGACCCAACGAGGUCAGCGCAACCCCGGAAUGAACCACCGACAAGUGCACGAAUCCCCGAAGACGAAUGGUUUCCACUGCGACGUUGGUUGGAUACAAUGGAGAAGCCAUUGCUACAAACUUUUUCCGCCGUCAGAGGAUUUCAAGGCAGCCUUCGUCCAUUUCUUGCUGCAUGAUGACCGAAUCACGGCAUCGUGGAAAACAGUUUGGCUGGGACUGACCAGCAAAUAUUCCGAAGGAGACUCCUUCACUUGGAGCGACGAGUCACCCGUCGACUUUUCGGACUGGAGUCUGUCCGAACCUUCCAGUCACGACAGGAUUUCCCGUCAUCCGGAAUAUUGCGUCGGAAUGCGGCUGCACGGAAGCAAUGGGCUGUGGAAUACGCUUCCUUGCGACGAAACUUUGCCCUUCAUUUGCAAACGCGCUGCUGCUGAACCGACAGCAAAGGAGACUUCAUCAGACAAACAAGGAACUUCUGUCAUCCGGGAUCAACAUUCAGCAUAUUGCGAAUCCCAGCAAGGAAGUUUACGAAGAUUCAAAAAUAGCUGCUACAAGUUUUUCAGCGAAAAGGAGGAUUUAUCAACCAAUAUAACGACGUUGCUGACAAACAGUUACACUGAGACAUCAGUUCAUCAAACAGCAGAGACGUGGAUUGACGCAGACUCAGUUUGUCGGCGACUGUUUGGACCCGGAGCUCAUUUGAUCUCGAUAAACACAAUGGCAGAGUUUAGCUUCGUCUUUUCUUUCUUGUCGGACUCUGAAAAUGAAUUUUGGAUCGGAUUGACACUCAACAGAACAAAGCAAAUGUUCGAGUGGCUGGAUGGCUGGCCCAUGAGUUUCCAAAACUUUGACGCUGCGAAUCGAGCAAAUGUACCAUUGCAUAAUCAUAGGAAAAAUGCCGAACACCUGCAGCGAAAUUCAAGGAAAGACUUGUGCUACUCCAUGUCACCGAAAUCUGGGAAGUGGCAUUCUAAGGAAUGUCAUGAAAAAUUACCAUUUGUUUGUGAGCUACCAGCUUCAGAACAUGAGAAAAAUUUGCUGAACUCACAAGAAAAGACGAAUUCCCAAAGUUGUCAAAUUCCUGCGUGGAUCGACAUCGGGACGCAGUUUUGCUACUUCGUUGAACGUAUUGACAAGCAAACGUUCCAAGGGGCUCUCAAUGUGUGCCAGUCGGUUAACGGUUCACUAGCAAGCAUUCAGGAUGAACUGGAGCAAACUUUGAUUCACCAGCAGUUACUAGAUUCACACGACAUCUGGAUUGGACUUCAGAGAAAUGACACUCUUGGAUAUGAACAUUUCCAGUGGGUUGAUGGAAGCUCCGUCAACUUCAAAUCCUGGGCUCCAGGAGAACCAAGCGACCCUGCAGAAAAAUGCGUGGAAAUGUACGGCUCAAGUGGUCACUGGAAUGACAACAACUGCUUCCACUACAAAGGCUACGUCUGCAAAAUUUCGAAGCCAGCCGUGAAGUGAACAUCUCAUCAA
Messenger RNA from Notodromas monacha, 4893 nucleotides. Lineage: Eukaryota; Metazoa; Arthropoda; Ostracoda; Podocopida; Cyprididae. The record is from the annotation of a GenBank genome assembly.